Molecule: messenger RNA, 5442 nt
Organism: Nyctereutes procyonoides (raccoon dog)
Lineage: Eukaryota; Metazoa; Chordata; Mammalia; Carnivora; Canidae
Gene: BEND7
Product: BEN domain containing 7
Exons: 9
Coding region: 420-1670 (416 amino acids)
Molecular function (GO): DNA binding
Source: RefSeq, a predicted model, not a curated record
GCAGCACCCGGCCCGCCGCGCCGCGCCGCGCCCUCCCCGCCCCCAACUCGCUCCCCCGCGGAAAGUUCGGCUCGGGCGGCGGCGGCCCGGGGACCCGGCAAGCGAAGGGGCCGGGGGGCGUGCUGACGGGACCGGGCGGCGGCGGCGGCGGCGGCGGCGCGGCGCGGCGGGGGCAACUUCUGCCGCCGGCGCCGCGAGCCGCAGCCCCCGGGCGCGCUCGAGGUGGUUCUGCCCUCGCCCUCGCCUCCCCCUGCGGAUCCAGGGCACGGACCUUGGUCCUGGCGCUCCCGCUGCCGGGUGACAAGAGCCGCCGCCGCCGCCGCCUCAGCCGCCGCCUCAGCCGCCGCCUCAGCCGCCUCACCGCCCCCCGGCCGCAGCCCCUGCCUCCCGCCGCCCGCCUCCCGCCUCCCGCCAGCACCAUGGAGUUCUCCGAGAGGAAGAGGAGCAGGAAAUCGCAGAGCUUCAAACUGGUGAGCCGAGAUUAUCACCAUGAGGUAUAUAAGAUCUCAGAAUUCAGCAACGAUGUUAAUGGGGAGGCCAAAGAGACACAACCCAUUUAUUUAGGAGAUGAAAGCAUGGAAAUUAAAAAACAAAUCACAGGAAUGAGAAGAUUACUGAAUGACAGCACUGGCAGGAUCUACCAGCGUGUGGGCAAAGAGGGAGAAAAAUUAAAAGAAGAACCCCAGGAUUUGGAUUCAGUCUGGCCCCCGCGUAUGAACUCCUCUUCCGAGGCACCACAGAGCCUCCAACCAUCUUCACGUGGUGCGUGGAAUGAGUUACCACCGCCCAGUGGGCAGUUCUCAGGGCAGUAUGGCACCCGCUCUAGAACCUUCCAGAGUCAGCCCCACACUGCUGGCAGCUUCAACGGAGACCUUCCCGCGGUGAAUUCGUCAGUUGGAUCAAACUGUUGUACUUGCAACUGCCAGUCAACGUUGCAGGCCAUCCUCCAAGAACUCAGGACCAUGCGGAAAUUAAUGCAAAUUCAAGCAGUUGGAACCCAAAACAGACAACAACCCCCGAUUUCCCUUAUAUGCUCCCAGCGAACUGCUGUCUCACGCAAGAGAAAUAAAAAGAAAAAAGUGCCCUCAAAGACCAUUGAACCUCUAACUGUGAAGCAAAAGUCUGGCGCAUUCGAAACUGAGAAGACGACAGCAGGGGCCUCCGAGCAGCCUGGCCCCCCAACGGCCGAGCACCCCUCUUCUGGGGAGAGCCGUGUGCUGGGAUUCGGCAUCGUCCUAGAGUCGCCUGCCUCAGAUCCAGAAGUGCAACUUGCUGAAGGCUUUGAUGUGUUCAUGCCUAAAUCACAGCUGGACUCUAUAUUGUCAAACUACACUCGCUCAGGAAGCCUUCUGUUUAGAAAGCUGGUGUGUGCAUUUUUUGAUGACAAGACUUUGGCUAACUCCUUACCCAAUGGGAAGAGGAAAAGAGGACUCAAUGACAACCGGAAAGGACUAGACCAAAAUAUUGUGGGUGCAAUAAAAGUCUUCACAGAAAAAUACUGUACUGCUAACCAUGUGGAUAAACUUCCUGGCCCAAGAGACUGGGUACAGAUUCUACAGGAUCAGAUCAAACUGGCCAGAAGAAGGUUAAAAAGAGGCUCAGCAGAGGUAGCUGACGGUGAUGAAAGACUGGACAGCAUUUCUCUACCACCAACAGGUAAAAAAGCCUGAGGCCCAGAAACACUAAAUGACUUUCUCAAGGUCUCACAGCUGGUUGGUGGCCCAGCCAGAGCCCCGGCCUCUCAACUUCCAGCCUUUAUACCGCAUAGCUUUCUCACAUCUAAGCCAAAGCCAGCUUUCCUCUGCAUGUUUCUUAAAAGACCCUAAGAGUCGAUGGAUGUACUAAUCCCUUUAGGAUUCCAUUCCACCGUGUGUCUUCACAAUUAGAAUGCCUGUUGUAAGUCUGCGUGAAGUCCUCUGCAGUUGAAACUCACUCAUUGGGAGUCCUCUCUCAAACCUUGCCCAAGGCCGCAAGGUCCUGCCAGAGACAGUAGUGGUAGGCCACCCUGCAGGUGUCUUCACUAGACUACCCACACUAAAGAGCACGACAGAUAAUACUGUUGAUCCUGUAGCAAAGGGGUAAAGAAGUUGGCAGAUUGGUGCUUAAAUUUCACAGUGUUGAAAUGAGAUUGUCUUGGUUAGACUACUAGCAAGUCUCAAUUGCCUCUAAAGUAAAAUCUGGGGUCGGGGCGGCAUCUGUGAAGACAGCACUACACCAACCCUCCCUCCCCGAGUGGGCCCCAGGACACCGCCCCAGAGGGGAAGUGUGCCUUUCCUGCACACCUCGCUUCACCCCUGCCUUUGAGACUCCCUCAUCAGACCUUCCUUAUCUCUUUUAUCUCAGCUGGCAACCGUGUGGCUCCUUUUGAGAGAUUGAGCAACACCCUUUAUUACCGUUUGAAGGUCUUUAUCCUUCUUCCAAAUUCUGCUGUGCCGGGGAGGGGCAGGAAGAGGGUGUAAAUCCUUUAAGUGUGUCCAUGAACCAGAAUCAACCAAGUCAGGGUUACAGGCAGGCAGCAGCCCAAGGAUAUGUGUCUCAGUCCACUACAUGGAAGCAACCUUCUGCUUGUCUGGUUUUAACCACAACGUGUGCCACUUUUAUAGUGGAAGAACACAUUUUCCUCAUUUCUUUUCCCUCACCACCCUGUCAGUAAGCUGUAAGCGUGCUGGAGCAGCUCCCAGGAUUCAGCACUGUCAGGUUCUGUGAACAAACGCCCACCCUCGGGGAGCCCCGGUCCCAUGUGAGGCAGCUGCGGGUGCAGACAGCGCACUGUGAUAACCCCGAGAAACCACCCAGGACUGGGCAACACUGUGCCGGGUAGAAAAAAAAAAGGACAGAGAAAGUAAAAUCAAACAGUGCUUUCUAAAAUUUAGAAAGGAGGUAGCACAGAGCUCACCGGGGCCUAGCCAUUUUUGUCAUACAUCAGCAAUCUUUUACAAACUUCUAAACAAUUAACAAAAGUAAAGGAAGAAACUAUAAAUUAAUGUUACCACUCAGAGACAACUAUUACUGGGUAUUCCCCCCCCCCCCAGAUUUUUCUAUUUAUUUUAUUUACUUACACAGUGAAGGUCAAAUACAUAAUAUUUUGUUUCCUAAGGGUUUUUUUUUCUUUUUCUUUUUUUGACCUAACCAGCAUUUUCCACUUUCCACAAGUCUUCAUACACAUUAUUUUAAUAGCUGCAUCAUGUUCUCUUUUACAGGUAAACUGUAUUUUAUUUAGCCAUAUUCUAUUCCUGGACAAUAUGUGGACCUAACUCCAAUAGUAACACACAGUCAUGGACUUUCCUGUAAAAAUAAUCAUUACAGAUUUCCAGUGGCCAAAAUUGCUCACUCAGCACAACUAAAGCCUUGGCCGAAAAAUUAGUGAUUUAAAUGCGAAACAGAUACUUCAUCAGCGAGGUUCUCCACCGACCCAGCAUACUUGCUUCUAACCCCGUCCCAGAAAAGUGUGCAGUUCUCUUCUAGAGAAGUGGCCCCCCUUCAUUGUCUUGUCUCUGUUGUAGGUAAUAUAUUUGACACCAGGAGAGGAAACACGGAAGACACAGAGCCAGAUUUCACUGCCUAGACUCCCCUUGUAGUGACAUUGUUCAUUAGCACAUGUAACUCUGCUGUUUGAAUUCUCUCAGAGAUCCACGUAGCGUUUCAGGUUACUGCAAAGUGUGGGUGUUCUGUGAAGCUUUCCUGUCAUAUCUGAAUAGUUUUCAUAGACUUUGUCACAUGUGAUCAUCAAGCCUCCAGUUUGGUAUGAGGUCUUUAGAAAUCGUUUUUAGAGUUGACUCAUUCAUUACCUUCUAAAAAUCCAGCGUAUGACCAUUGCGUUCAUUGUUCAUUAAAAAGCAGUUUUGUUUUUUUUUUUCAUAAGCUCAAUGUGAACAUUACAGAGAUUAGAAGCAUUUUUAUUUUAAUGUGCACUGCUUAGAUGCUGUAUAGAGGAGGAUAGCUCUUUCCAGCACUGAGGGAGCAGUUGGGAAGGCCAGCAUUAAUUAGGCCUUCAGCGGCUUAGAAGACGAAAAAGUUGUUGUGGGAGACAGGAUAGCUCUGUCCUAUUAGACAAAAUCAUUUGUGACAUCAGUUCCUCCAAAGAUAGCCAUUUGUAACUGAAUAAGUGCGAAGGAUCUACGAAUUCUUGAGAAAGAAAAACUUUUCACAAAGAUUGUGUCAACCCAGUGACAAAAUAAUUAAAAGGUGAGAAACUCAAAGUAACCGGUGACCCAUAUGAUACCUAACAACUGUUUCCACAGAUGGUUUUAAACUGUGGGGUCCAGGGUUUUGGCAUGGUGUGGCAACCAGCCACAAACGUACUUAAUAUUAUAUACUUUAUUUGGUUCCUAGUACACUCGCCCUCCACUUCCUAUGAAACCGACAUAUGAAAAUAUGAGAUUAUACUAAAGAGAUAGCUUGCCAUGUGGGUAUUGUUUUACAGAAAUAUUUACCUCCAGAUUCCUUUCUCCAAAAAGAUGGUGAACUUAAAAAUACCAUUUUACUUAGAAACAUUGCACGUAGCCCUUAUUCACUGUAGAAAGCAAAUUACCAUGAAAUCUCGGGCACUUGACCCAAAGGCCAAAAAUUGGCUGGAAAGAAAUUGGGACCGUAGAAAUGCCAAAACCAGAGGGGGAAAAUACUGUUGUGCUGACCUUUACACACCCUUCCCUGGCACUUUAACCAAGUCAUGGAGGAUUAGAGCUCAAAGUUCUUGUAGAGGCACCCUGUCCAAGGUACCUGUGCCAUCUCGCACUGAACGUCUCAGCCUGAGCUGGGAGGGGAGCUCCGGGGCAAUCCUGUGUUCCACUGAAGACCAGCUCAUCAACCGAAGACAGUAGAUAGGCAUCCCUGAAAUGUGACAAAGCCGGUUCUAGGUGUGGCUUGUGGAAUCAAUCUAACCGCUAGACUGCUACAUCUCAUAUCUGUGCAUCUUUUGUCUUAUUUCUGAAGCUACAGGGAAGGUUCAGAGAAAGUGUUCCCAUCACAUCCUAUAGUUACUAGCCUUUUACAUUUUUAGGCCAGUUAGUAAUCCCUUCCCUGAAACUGGUCCCAUUGGUCAUCAUCCGGCGGCCUGAUGAAGUCCUACAAACCAGGGCUUUUGUUGUUCUGCAACGUAUGUUUUAAAAUUUGUCUUCUGCCCCUGAGAAGGAAAUAUUUCUCAAGGGAAGGGAAAAGAUUAAUUAGUGACCUUUCAACUCUAUUACAGUAAGAUGAGUAUGUUGCUACUAAAAGGUAGAAAUAUUUACCUUACAACUGCGAGAUCUGUUAAAUAUGCAUCACAAACCUUCGAAAGCACUUCCUUCCAAGACUGGGUGACAGCUUGGAUUUUUCAAUACUUGAGGAAGGGUGGGGAUUGCUCAACUCACGAGUACGUGCAAUGCAUCCACAAAUUGGAAAUACAUAUCACAGAACUGCAACAGUGAAAUCAUAUUUUGUACAUUAUAAUUGUAUUUGUGUUUA